AUGUUAAUAAAAUUAAAUUUCAUGCCGCAAAGUCCUCGCUGCUUAAACGUACCCAGGAUAUCCGAGUUGCUGCUUCGCAUUUGCUGCCUCUACGGCACCGUUUUCGGAGUGAUUACCUUCGGGAUCGAGAGGAAGGAAAACUCUCAACUGGUGGCCAGGGAUCGCAGAGGUUACCGGUGGUUUUGUGUGAUUAUUCGACUUCUGGCCAGCUUCUUCUAUGGCUACAGUUACGAGGCUUGGGCUGGCCAAUAUGCCACGGAUUGGUAUCUGCGGGUCUUCUUUAUGCUACGUCUGGCAGGAUGCCUGGUCUGCAGUGCCAUUAUCCUGGUUAUGCAGCUAAGGUUCGCCGAGGAGCUACUUGGCUUGGUCAACACUUACCUGGAGCUGUUUCAACGCUUAAAGUGGCUAACUAAAGGGGGAGGAAGUUCCGGAUUCGGAGGCAGCCAUGAGUUGGUUUUAUUGUCCUUUAAAGCCAUAUCCUUGCUGUUUGUUUUCUUGGCCUUUCGACUGCAGUUAUCUCCUUGGAUCCUGCUAACCAUUGUGUGCGAUUUCUAUACCUCCAUUAGCACUGGAAUGAUUAUGCAUUUUUGCUUUAUUGGCUACUUGAGCGUAGGCAUCCUUUACAAGGACUUGAACAACUAUGUGGAUUGCCAAUUGAAGGCUCAAUUAGGAUCGUUGAACUGUGAGGAACAUCGGCAACCUAGUCGCCAAGCUAUUAAAAGUUUGGACAAGUGCUUGGCUCUUUAUGAGGAUAUUUAUCAAGUGACCCGCCGUUUUCAGAACCUCUUCGAUUUGCCUUUAUUUCUCACCCUGGCUCAGAGCCUUUCGGCCAUGGCCAUGGUUUCCUACCAUGCCAUCUUGCGAGGGCAGUACAUCUUUAGUCUCUGGGGUCUGGUGAUAAAGCUACUCAUUGAUGUGGUGCUCCUAACCAUGUCGGUUCAUUUAGCUAUCAGUGGUUCUCGACUGGUGAAGAGGCUGAGUCUGGAGAACUAUUAUGUGACUGAGUGCAAGAGAUAUCAUAUUAAGAUGGACCUCUUUCUGGGCCGCUUGAAUCACCAGGAGCUACGAGUACGUCCCUUGGGCCUCUUUGAGGUCUCCAACGAGCUGACCUUGUUCUUCCUCUCAGCAAUGGUCACCUAUCUGACCUUUUUGGUACAGUACGGCAUGCAGUCGCGGCCAGUCUGA
Drosophila kikkawai is the source of this 1185-nucleotide messenger RNA. It is a transcript of the gene Gr93b, whose product is annotated as Gustatory receptor 93b. Gene Ontology annotation, molecular function: sweet taste receptor activity. Gene Ontology annotation, cellular component: dendrite; membrane; neuronal cell body. Gene Ontology annotation, biological process: sensory perception of taste; chemosensory behavior; male courtship behavior. The record is from RefSeq and is a predicted model, not a curated record. NCBI's taxonomy places the organism in Eukaryota, Metazoa, Arthropoda, Insecta, Diptera, Drosophilidae.